GCCACAGAUCACUUCUGUUCAGCUUCCUCAUAGUUUCACACCUGCAUGAAGCAGCCUCACCCUGACAGCUUCAAAUCACUGUGUCAGCUGAUCACUUCCUGUCCUGUGAUUGGCUGAGCUUCAGGCCUUCUCUCAGUCAAACUGGAAACAGGGAUUGAGACAGUGUGAGGGUUUGUGGAGUGCCACAGUGCUGUAAUGAAUACUGUAGUGGAAGAAGUUCUUUCACACUCUUCAUCCUGGAGCUGCUUUAUGUCCAUGGUCUGCAUGGAAACACAUCUAUGGAGAGGAAAUCCAGCUGCUGAGGGUCACAUCUGCAUCAUUGUAGCUACAGUGGAUGUUUCAGUGUCAGGACUGAAGGUGGAGCUUUGUGCGUGUCAGGGUGAGGCCGCAGCAGCCGCCUCCAACCGGAGCGCUCGGGCGUGAAACUAGGAGGAAAGCCGACGUCCUCCUCUUUCCUCAGAAGUGAUCUGUGGCCGGCCGGACUUCAUUCCACAGAUGUGCUUUAACAAAGUGUGAAGCUGAACUCCGUGACAGUGUGAGCAGUGUGAGAGUGUCAGUAGAUGAUCAGCAGAGGAAAGUGAGAGCUGCUGUGAGCUGAUGUCCUGAAGGGCUUUUAAAGAAUCUCUGAGUUUGACAGGAACAUGAAGAUGUUUGUGGUGUUUGUGAUCCUCCUGCACGUUUCCCAGCAUGCUCUGGCUGUGUUGGUGGAGGUGAAUGAGGGGGAAAGAUCUGUCCUGCUGCCCUGUCACUUCUCAGGUUUAAUACCUGUGGACCCCACAGUAACAUGGACUCGCAAUGAUCUCAAUCCCAAUUCUGUCCAUGUGAGACAAGAAGAAACAGACGAUCUCAGAGGACAAAACCAGCUUUACAGCAGACGCACAUCAAUGAGACCUGAUGCUCUGGACUCUGGAGACUUCAGCCUCACUCUGAAAAACCUGCAGCUGACUGACAGCGGAAAAUACACCUGCACACUCAGCAAUGAAAGAAAUAAAGUUAGAGUGGGAGAUGUACAGCUGCAGGUCAAAGGUCAGCAGUACAGUGUAACUCUGCCUGUAAGAAGCUGAAACAGCCGAAAUCAAACAAAUCAAUGUUCAUCCAAAGUGUCCUGAUGAUAGUCAUAACAGUCUAACAGUCACGG
This is a messenger RNA of Oreochromis niloticus (Nile tilapia), 1138 nucleotides long. RefSeq names its product V-set domain-containing T-cell activation inhibitor 1-like. The transcript has 2 exons. The coding region runs from base 642 to 1064 and encodes 140 amino acids. Gene Ontology annotation, biological process: cell surface receptor signaling pathway; T cell costimulation; immune response. The record is from RefSeq and is a predicted model, not a curated record. Gene Ontology annotation, cellular component: external side of plasma membrane. Lineage: Eukaryota; Metazoa; Chordata; Actinopteri; Cichliformes; Cichlidae.